GCCGCCAUGGCCCUGCCGGAGUGGCACAUCGCCGUGAAGCUGGCGGAGCAGCCGCUGGCCCCCAAAUCCAUCCUGCGCCUGCCGGAGACCGAGCUGGGCGAGUGCCCGCUGGGCGGCUGCAGCAUCUCGCACCUCAAGCAGCUCAUCGCGGGCAAGCUGCAGGAAUCCAUGCCGGACCCCGAGCUCAUCGACCUGAUCUACUGUGGCCGGAAGCUGAGGGAUGACCAGACGCUGGAUUUUUAUGGAAUCCAGUCUGGCUCCACUGUCCAUGUCCUGCGUAAAUCCUGGCCUGAGCCUGACCAGAAACCAGAGCCCGUGGAUAAGGUGGCAGCAGUCCGGGAAUUCCGUGUCCUGCACACUGCCCUGCACAGCAGCCCUGCCUACAGAGAUGCUGUCUUCAAGAUGCUGGGAAACAAGGAAUCCCUGGAUCAGAUCAUUGUGGCUACUCCCGGCCUCAGCAGUGACCCCGUGGCUCUGGGAGUUCUGCAGGACAAGGAUCUGUUUUCCGUGUUUGCAGACCCAAAUAUGCUGGACACGUUGAUCCCAGCUCACCCUGCCCUGGUGAAUGCCAUCGUGCUGGUGCUGCACUCAGUGGCUGGCAGCACCCCCCUGCCAGCCCCAGACACAUCCUCACGGGCCAUGGCCUUGGGCUCCUACCGGGACAUGCCAGGUGGCUUUCUCUUUGAGGGGCUCUCUGAUGAUGAAGAUGACUUCCACCAGAGCACGAGGUCCACCCCUUCCAGCAGCACAUCGGGCUCACGCCCGGCCUCGCUGGGCUACGCGGGGGCGGCGGGGCCCCGGCCCAUCACCCAGAGCGAGCUGGCCACGGCCCUGGCCCUGGCCAGCACACCUGAGAGCAGCUCCCACACACCCACCCCGGGCACACAGGGCCACUCCUCCGGGACGUCCCCGAUGUCCUCCAGUGUCCAGUCAGGGACACCCAUCACCAAUGACCUGUUCAGCCAGGCUCUCCAGCACGCCCUGCAGGCCUCAGGGCAGCCCAGCCUCCAGAGCCAGUGGCAGCCCCAGCUGCAGCAGCUGCGAGAUAUGGGAAUCCACGACGACGAGCUGAGCCUGAGGGCCCUGCAGGCCACGGGGGGGGACAUCCAGGCUGCCCUGGAGCUCAUCUUCGCCGGGGGGGCCCCCUAAAUCUUCCUGCUGGGCUGGUGAGUUGUGCUGAGGCAGCAGCUGGGCUGGUUCUUGGCUUGUUCUCCUUUGGGGGAGCACUGAGGGCAGCUCCAGAUCCUCUCUCCAACCUCCUCAGGACACGGAGAAGGGAAGAGGUGCUGGAGAUGUGACCCUUCCAGAUGUGCAGUGUUUUAUCUGUCCCCACGCUCUGCCUGUCGUUUCAAUCCCGGAUUAAACGGACCCUGGGCAGUUCCCUGCC
This is a messenger RNA of Sturnus vulgaris (Common starling), 1387 nucleotides long. It is a transcript of the gene UBL7, whose product is annotated as ubiquitin like 7. NCBI's taxonomy places the organism in Eukaryota, Metazoa, Chordata, Aves, Passeriformes, Sturnidae. Gene Ontology annotation, cellular component: cytosol. The record is from RefSeq and is a predicted model, not a curated record. Gene Ontology annotation, molecular function: polyubiquitin modification-dependent protein binding. Gene Ontology annotation, biological process: ubiquitin-dependent protein catabolic process.